AUGAACGAUGAAUCUGAGGAAUUUCUCGAUCUUUUCGGUGGCGAGGAAAGGGUGCUCGUACCAGUACUGGGUUCUUUAGUGUCGAGAAGCCGCCACAUGUUACAAGCUUCGGUCAAUGGUACCGCCGUAGAGAUGGAGCCGGUGCCUGUAGCGAUGGAGUCCCUUGACCCUCGGUACUGCUUCCUUCUCGAUGCCGGCGAUACGCUCUGGAUUUGGAGUGGAUGGAAAGCUCGGAUUACGGUUGCAAACAAAGCGCGUCUUUUUGCGGAGCGGCUCAAUAAGAGGGACAGAAAAGGUGUCGCCGCCAUCGAGACCUGUCGAGAUCCCAAAGUACCGGAAGAAUUCUGGAUGGCAUUCUGUGGGUCGCCCAAUCGUCCUGAUGAAGCCAUAGUUGAACAUGUACCAGAAAACUUCGUGCCUGAGAGGAAACGGCUUUACCAGGUCAAUAUUGGUAUGGGAUUCCUUGAAUUGCCCCAAGUUGACCUCCCGAAAGGUGUUGCCAAACAGGAACUGUUGAAUACAAAAUGUGUUUACAUUCUUGACUGCACUUCCGAUAUCUUCCUUUGGAUGGGAAAGAAGGCCAAUAGGUUACUGAAGAUGGCUGGACAAAAGAUGGUCACGGAGCUCCACGAAAUGAUUGAACGACCCGACUAUGUACAAGUAUCGAGAGAAACUGAGGUUCUCGUCAAGCGUGAUAACAUGAUGCGCACCGACCUCACGGCUUUGUUCCUGAAGGAAAGAAGUUUGUUCGGCUGCCAGAUGGAGAAUUCGGUUCAUUUUACACGAUGGAUUGUUAUGUGUUUCUCUGAUGGCCGAUACGUGAAGUGUUAUAAACGAUUGAAGUCGAGAAGAACGAGAGCGAAGCAGGAGACACUGAGAGGCCCAAACAGGAUUUCAAGUGGUGGUGUUGUUGUCCGCAUGCAUCAGCAGCAGGAGAAUCACAAGUUCCUGUCCCACUUCCAUAGGAAAUUUGUUAUUCGCCGUGGACGUCGUGGGUUGACCCGAAAUCUUGGUGGAAAGUGGCCGGAGCUAUUCCAGAUGAGAGCAAACGGCUCAAGUGUUUGCACGAGGACGAUACAGAUCGAUUGCCGCGCGACAGAACUUUGCUCUGGUUUUUGCCACAUUUUGCGUGCACCCUACAAAGUUAUACGUGAAGAUGGUGAAAAAGGCAUCGUCUAUGUGUGGAUCGGCAAGCAGAGUGACCCACAUGAGCACGAGUACGCGCGACGAGUAGCGGAGGAGAUGAUCAAUCGUCAUGAUGAAUGUUUCCCAGUAGAAGUGAUCAAGGAAGGCGAAGAACCUGAUGAGUUUUGGGAAUAUAUAGGAGGCAAAAAGAAGUAA
Molecule: messenger RNA, 1341 nt
Organism: Cooperia oncophora
Lineage: Eukaryota; Metazoa; Nematoda; Chromadorea; Rhabditida; Trichostrongylidae
Source: the annotation of a GenBank genome assembly